Molecule: messenger RNA, 3262 nt
Organism: Entelurus aequoreus (snake pipefish)
Lineage: Eukaryota; Metazoa; Chordata; Actinopteri; Syngnathiformes; Syngnathidae
Product: voltage-dependent calcium channel gamma-1 subunit-like
Exons: 4
Coding region: 250-942 (230 amino acids)
Biological process (GO): calcium ion transmembrane transport; regulation of calcium ion transmembrane transport via high voltage-gated calcium channel
Cellular component (GO): membrane; L-type voltage-gated calcium channel complex
Molecular function (GO): calcium channel regulator activity; voltage-gated calcium channel activity
Source: RefSeq, a predicted model, not a curated record
GCCUCUAAACUUGCAGCCCCCCUCGGUCGCAGAGUGGAUCGCAGUGAGCAGGCACAGGACAAGUAUUUGGAAGUAGAACGAGGCAGCCUGACUUCACUCGGAAGCACGGGCGCGGACUCUAAACACAGAGGACAACAGCCGAGAAGUUUGCCGCGUCUGAAGAGGGAGCGAGCCGCCUCCAACGUGUAUCGCCCUGAUAAAUAUUUAUUUUCUACUUUACGCAAGACUAAACACUGAGCGCCAGGAAGAAUGCACAAGCGCACCAAGAUAAAUAUUGCCAUUUUUGUGCUGCUGGUGGGCAUGGCCUGCAUGUUCACCGCGGUGGUGACGGACUACUGGGCCGUGCUCACCCCUCAGGUGAAGAAGGUCAAUGACACCUGCGAAGCUGCUCACUUUGGCCUGUGGAGGCUGUGCAAGAAGCACAUCUACAUCAGCGCUGACAUCUACCAGGAGAAGCAUGGAUGCGGACCCAUCAGCCUGCCAGGAGAUGAAAACUGCACUUACUUCGGCCACUUCACUCCAGGACAGGACACUGAGAUAUUUGAACACAAAACACAGAAAGAGUACAACAUCUCUGCUGCAGCCAUCUCCAUCUUCAGUUUGGCCUUCAUGAUCUUGGGAUGCCUGUGUUUGAUUGGCUCGUGCACCGGCAAAGGCAAAGGACGACUAUACCUUCUCAAACCUGCUGGAAUGUUCUUUGCAUUUUCAGGUCUGUGUUCGUUCAUCUCCUUGGAAGUGAUGCGUCAGUCGGUCAAACGCAUGAUCGAGAGCGAGGACACCAUCUGGAUCCAGUACUACUACAGCUGGUCCUUCGCUUGUGCCUGCGUCGGUUUCAUCCUUCUCUUUCUCACCGGCAUCGCCCUCCUCAUCCUCUCCAUGCCACAAAUGCCCAGGAACCCAUGGGAGACUUGCAUGGACGCUGAGCCCGAGCAAGUGGAGUGAAGAGAGGAAGGAUUCAGUAUGAAGAGCUGGCCAAAGAGAGAGGGGGUGGCUUGGAAGGACCAUGGCUAUGAUGGGAAAUUUACCUCUCAACCAUUAAACAACUUGAAUGUAGGUCUUUUGUAUACGUUUCUGAAAUAUUGACAGUAAAUAAAAAGUGAGAUGUCAUCUCUUAAACCUGUUGAUGAUGGAUAUGCACCCUCGUUCACAAGGAAACAGGCUGGAUAUAUAUUGCAAUUGUAAACGCACUGGGUACAAUACUAGGUACACCUGCACAGCUUAGGAAAUGCUAUAUGAGAUAUAAAGGCAAAGCCUGGAUUGGAAUCUAUUCUUUGCUCAGGUUGCAGUGCAGUUCUACACCAUCCACAAUAACAAACACAUUCUGACUGUCACUCCAAAAAAAAGUUGAGUUAAAAAGACAAACGUUUUGAUACAGUGUUGGUAUUGAAUACCUGAUACCUAAUGGAGUGAAUGCAGUCACGUGAAGUUUUGUCUCUUCCCCAAACUACUCAUAUCAACAAACUAUGAUCUUGUGACCGCGGCCAGGUUUGAUGAUAUGCCAGUGUCAAAGUGCAUGCAGUCUGCGGCCUUAUGUAUGAUAUCUUGUACAUAUUUACAGGACUAUUCCUCUUUUCAUUUUCUUUUUGUUUGGAUUACACAAAUAAAUACUCAAUUGCUUGAAAAUCAAUAAUACAGUAUUACAGAAACCAAGAUGAAAAUGGGCUUGAUUAUUAAGUGUUAAGAUUUGUUAUUGUAAAUUUUUAACAACAAUGACAUAUCUAUUUAUGGGGUAAAUUAAUAUAGCAGCUUGGUGUUUUAAGCAAAUUGUUAUUGAUUGAUUAAUACACAUGCUGUAUCUUCUUAAAUUCAUGGUGACCUAUUAUGAUUUCAAUCUACUUCUAAAACACUUCCUUUUGGUCUAUAUUCAAUGUGUCGGAUAUGCUUUGGUGUAAGUUUUGCAUAAAUCUUUUGAAAAUGUACACUAUUUAAAUGUAUAUCUUGAAAUUGUCACAGCUAUUUUUCCCCAGACAUGAUCAAAAGAAAACUUCAUAAACUUUCUAGGCGAAACUCAAAAAAUUAGAAUAACGUGCAGAGGUUUGUUUAUACCAGCAAUUAUAUUUACAAGAUUAAACUAAUACAAGACAUAGGCUCAUAACAUGCAACUCAAAAUAUUUCAAGACUUCUUUUGAAAUAGUUUUGAUGAUUAUGAAUUACAGCUUAUAAAAACCUCAAAUUUAAAAUUUCAGAAUUUUUUUUUUUUUAAACUGUAAACCAUGAUCACCAAAAUUAUAACAAAUAAAAGCUUGACAUAUUUUACUUGUAUGUAAUGAGUUUUUAUUACAUAUUAGUUUCGCAUUUGAAGUUCAAUUACUGAAUUCAAUGGACUUUUACAUGAUGUUCUAAUUGUGAGUUUCACUUGUACAUUCAACCGGUCACAUCAUUAGGUACAUCUGCACACUCUCCCAUUGAUUAAUAAGAAAACGUUUCUGCAGGACUGCUUCUAAAAAGGCCAUAAAAAGUGGUAGAUGUAUCCUUGAAUGUGCAAGAAAUAAAAGUGUCUCUGUGGUGAUGCCCCGUAUAGUACAAGCAAAAUCCUCAUUUAAAUAAGGCGGUCUGAACCACUUUUAAAUUGCAGUCUUUGUAAAUCACUGUUGACCACGUGGUGUUUCCAUACAUCCAUCCAUCCAUUUUCUACCGCUUGUCCCAUCCGGGGUCGCGGGGGUGCUGGAGUCUAUCUCAGCUGCAUUGGAUCUUAGUAAAUCAGGCCUUUAAUGUCGAAAAUAAGUGGUUUCGCCUCACGGUGACAUAACCACGCAGCCAAUUGCAAAAAACUGCUCGAAAAGAGGCAUCUAAAACUGUGUGCAAACUCACGUCAAAAUGCAUGAACCUUAUGAUUUGACACUUUCACGACUAAGAUUGAAUUAAUCAUAGGUCCUCUUUAAGCUACAGCUGUGUGUUAGAUUGUCCUUUAAUUUAGUGAGUUUUUGUUUCUACGGUUAUCAAGUUUGGCAAUGCAUUCUUUUUAUUGGUCAGCGACAGCCACAACAGUUAGAAAUGUAGGCUGUUGAUUUUUUUGUAUACUUUUUUGGUGGCUUUGCCUGGAUUAAAGUAAUAGUGUUUUGUAUUUUCUUUCAAAUAAAGCAUGUGAUUUGACUUUAGAAUGCCCUAUAUUCUGUGUGUGUGACUUUUUAAUGAAAAAUAAAUGUUUGGGAAAAUUGCCUUGGUGUUUGGUAGUGGGGCGUUCACACAUCGCCGGUUUGUCCCAGGGAGGAAAACAUGACUGGAAAUUUCCAAUUUCCCUGCAUGUAAUAAUUUACUCACU